Messenger RNA from Pogona vitticeps (central bearded dragon), 3141 nucleotides. RefSeq names its product exocyst complex component 3 like 1 (gene EXOC3L1). The record is from RefSeq and is a predicted model, not a curated record. Gene Ontology annotation, cellular component: exocyst. Gene Ontology annotation, biological process: exocyst localization; exocytosis. Gene Ontology annotation, molecular function: SNARE binding. NCBI's taxonomy places the organism in Eukaryota, Metazoa, Chordata, Lepidosauria, Squamata, Agamidae.
CCCCUGAGGAGCUGUGAGCAGUUAUCCCUGGCGGAAACUGCUAUGGCUGGGCUCUGCUUCCUCUGCUCAGCCCAGACCUGGACACCGCGACUAAAGCAAUGGGUACGUCGCCAGAAGAGGAUGAUUCUUCCAGUCCCAAAGAUGCGGAAUGGCCAGAAGUGGAGAAAGCUGAAAAAUUAGCAAGAGGAGCUGCCUUAAAGUGGGCAUCUGGGGUGUUUUGCUGCCCAGAAAAACUGGAGGGUCUUGGUCAGUACCGUAUCCGGGAGAAACAGCGCAACAGUUUCAUCCAGUCCCGCAUAAAGUCAACUCUCCAGUCCUAUUUGGAAGGGAUGAGCACGGGCCUGGAGUUGCUACAUACAGCCAAGGCAGAUGUCCAGCAGGUGCGGGAAGAGCUGGGAAGUGUACAACAGGACUUGGCGUCCAGAGCUGGCUUCUUUCACAAUCUGCAGCAGUUGCAGAAGGUGGCAGAGAAACAUGCGCAGCUGAGCUCAGUUGUCCAGACACUGCCUCAGCUUUUCUCAGUACAUCGACUCCUUUCUGAGGCCUUUGAUCUCCUGCAAGGUCACCACCUCCUGGAAGCCCAUGCUGGACUCAUGGCCCUCGAAAGCUUACGGGAUGAAAUCCUGUCCCAGUUACAUAAUCACAAGCUACUUAACUCAUUAGACCUGGCUAGUAUAGAAACCUACUUUGGGGACCUCCUGGCCCUAAAUGAAUCCCUGGCCAAACACUUAUGGCAUGUUGUAGCACAUAGCACAAGGGUGGUGUCUGAGGACCCAACUCUUUUUGUAUCGGCUCUACGAAUUAUUGAGCGGGAAGAGGGCAUCGAUGCGGUCUUGCUACAAAGAGCCCAUCCUCCGGGCUUUCUUCCACCUGGGCGCCCCAAAUGCUGGCGACAGAGGUUCUUCGAGGUGAUCCAGAGCACCAUUGUAGCUUCACAUUUUGAGCCCGUUCCAAGCAAUGUCCAAAGCCAGCAAUUCUCUAGACAUUUAGCCUCCUUGCAGAGCAGCAUCCUGGCAGAGCUAUGCAUUGUGAAAGAUCUCAUGGUCCAGUGCUGCCCUCCUCACUAUGAUAUCCUCACAGCUUUUGCUUCCAUGUAUCACCAAGGCCUUGCCAGUCACCUGUGUCAUAUCCUUACCUGGGAUCUGGAUAAGCAAGAGAUCUUCGCUCUUCUCCACUGGGCAAUCCAUGUCUAUCCUAGCUCAGAAAUGAUGGCACAUCCAAGCCUUCUUCCUGAAGUGGACGUCUCAGUUUUGGGUCCUCUGCUUCCUUUGGAGACAGUAGAGUAUCUAGAAGAGAUCUACCUUAGUAAAGUAGAGGCCAGCAUAACUGAAUGGAUGCAGAAGAUGCUGGAGAUGGAGUUUAAAGAUUGGUUCAGUGAAAAAGAACCAGAAUCAAAUUAUCAAGGCUGUUUCCAGACCAGUCUACCUAUCAUGGUUAUGAAGAUGUUGGAUGAAAACAUCCGGGUAGUAUCUCUCAUCUCUGAUUCUCUCCAGCAGAAGGUUCGCAACAUGGCUCUGGGUAGGUUGGAGGCCUUUGUCAGCAGUCUUUAUGAAUUGCUGGUGGAAUUUGGCAAGGAACAUCAAAAAGAGAAGGCAGCAUCCGAGCACUACACAUCUUACGUGCUGGCCACCCUCAACAACUGCCUGGCCCUCAGUACUUCCAUCUCGGUGCUGUAUACCAAUGGGACGUCAUCUCUGGAGCCUACAGAGGUGCCACCAUCACUGAAUGUCACCCUUGAGAAAGCCCAGAAGAAAGCAGUCAGGCUUUUACUGGAGGAGGUACUGAAAGAGCUGCAGCCUCUGUUCACACAGCUACCCUCCCCUCAGUGGUUGACUGAUGAAUCCCAGCUGAUGAGCGACAUAUGUAAGGUGAUGGACAAGCAUACAAAGCACUUCUGCAGAACUCAGAGAUCCAUCAGUGUGCACCUUCUGUCAGAGACCGAGCACCUGGUCGUGAACCAGUACAUCAGAGCCCUCCUGCAGAAACGGAUGGUGUGCCGUAACGCUGAAGAGAGGAACCAGAUGGCUCGGCGGAUGUUGCAGGAUGCCUCUCAACUCAAGGAGUUCUUCAGCAUCCUGGGUCUAGAGGAGAACAAGCAGACCCUCGAAGUAAUUGUUGAUCUGCAGGAGCUCAUAAAUCUUGAGGAUUUAUCCAUGCUCAGCCUAGAAGUGCUGGGAUUUGUGGCAAAAUACCCUGAUAUCAGCGAUGAUCACAUUUCCAUACUCCUGGACUUGCAUGGCGACAUCUCUAAAGAAAUCCGCAAUAAUGUCCUGGAGUUCAUGGCGCAGAAUCCUCAAGUCCUGCAUGAGAACUAUGAACCUUUUUUUAGCAAUAUCUUAGUCCCUGCUCCAGAGCCACCCUUCUGUCUAGGCAAGACCAAAUGUGCCUAAUGUUGGUUUGGAUGUUGCCGGAAACAGUCAGCUCCAUCUGCCUUUCCAGCUGACCUUUUCGUUUCCCAACAACGGCCAAUAGCAAGGAGGAGACUGAAUGGGGUUUGGUUUGUUGGUUCCAAAUUGCAAACAAGAUGUUCUCACACAAUUAACACUGUCCCAUUUGUUCAAAACACAGUGUACCAUUUUGUCUGUUUGGUAGGUGAAGUUAACUGAACCUGCUGUGUUGACUGUCAUCUACACAUUCACAAUGUGCUUAAUGCAGUGCUAAUAUUCUCUGUGCGAAUGUGCAAGAGUUGUGUAAAUCCUAGAUAUCAAACAAAUUUGCUUCUAUAGUUGCAUCAUUCAGUGUUAGUGUCAGUUCAAAUGUAGUUUGAAAUUAUAUGUAGAAUUCACAACCCACUUGUCAAUUACAUAUAUAAAUGUGUGCCUAUGUUAAUGUAGAAUGGGAUUGUCAAGUAAAGCUGACCUAUUUUCCGCUCCAAAAACAAAACAUUACACCACUGCUAAUGUUUUUUAUAUAACUCUUAUGCAGGGGAAAAUUUGAAUUUCUUAAAAACAGAGAGAAUGUAUGUAAUAAAUAAAUGAUAAAUUGGUAAGUGCCCAGCUCUAUUGGCAAAAGUAUGUUAUGGGCCCACAUACAGAGAGUGGAAGCAAAAAUUUUCAUAGUGGGGUUCUAAACUGUAAGAACUAGUGUAAGGCUGGUGGUUAACUACCAACCAGUAGCGAACCUCCCUUAUUUGGGCAAAGU